Messenger RNA from Phanerochaete carnosa HHB-10118-sp, 1452 nucleotides. RefSeq lists its product as uncharacterized. NCBI's taxonomy places the organism in Eukaryota, Fungi, Basidiomycota, Agaricomycetes, Polyporales, Phanerochaetaceae. The transcript has 8 exons. The record is from RefSeq and is a predicted model, not a curated record. Bases 1 to 1452 code for a protein of 483 amino acids.
AUGGAGGACUUCCCCACAGUCAAUGUUCUUCAUCCCGCACUUGACCGGGAUGUGACCGGGGCGCUGAUCUCGCUGACCGCCUACGAUACCGUCCCUGAACCCGGAGUAACAAUUCAGAAUACCUCUCCAAAACCCGUGAUUCCACUGGGCGUGUGCCCGACACGACUCGAGUUCUUCGACACGGCGAUUACUACUAUAUUCUCGACAGACAAUACCACAUGGGAGGUCAUCACCUCCUUCGAUGCCUGGUCCUUUACUGGUGCUCCAUCCCGCUGGAAGGAGGCGUUAAACACUCCUGUUUCGGCCCCGGGACCCCAGUUGAGCCUUUAUAAUCCGUCGGGGAUGGCGCAGGAGACCAAAAGGCGGGACGGGUUCUGCCUUGUUACCAGACAGCAUGAGGGUACGCAGAAUAGCCACAUUGUGCCUGCGGCACAGGCUAAGUGGUACCUGAAGAAUCGCAUGUGGGCUCACACCAAGCACGAUGAACAGCUCCGCCAAAGGCUCGGAAAGAGGCUCAUCAACUCCAGCGGUAACGGCUUGACACUCCGUGCAGAUAUUCACAACGAAUUUGAUGCCCUUCAUUUCGUUUUUCUUAUCAACGACGGCGCUCUACCCAAAUUAUCCCAGCAAUACCAUAACGUAGCCGUCAAAAUUCCACAUCAAAUCCCUGCUGAACUAUUAUACGCCCGCUUUGCCCUGGUGAUCAUCAGCCAAUUACCCUCUCAAGAUCUCACCAAGUCUCCUGCCUCAAGUUCGCACGCAGGUCGUAGGGUGGUCAAUGUCACACGCACUGAGACAAGCAGCAGAACCUCUGCGAGCAAGCCACCGAGUUCGGAUCUGCCAGGGAUCCCGGAACACCACAAGUCUGACGAACCAAUGGAGGUUGCCGAAGAAGAACCAGAAUCCAUGCAGGUGUUUGACCGGUUGACCUCAGCCGAGCUCACUGAUGUCUUUCAUGAGCGAUUCCCUCACCUACGUGAGGAAGUCAGCCAUUCUACGGACUGUGACUGGCAGACAUUAGAAUUUCAUCCUGAGACUCUCAAGAUGGAACAACUUCGAGACGAGUGGCUGGCCAACCAUCCGGACAUCAGGGCAACAUUCGAACCUGUAGACGAGACUGUGAGUGAAGAAGCAGGUGACAGAGAAUUUGUGGAAGGAGUUAAAAUGGGAGAGAAGGAAUUGUUGAGCCAUUUAAAGACGAAGGCAAUCAUGGUGCUCCGUAAUUUCUGCCUACCUCAUCCACAGCAGGCACCAUCGACUUCAGUAUUGUCGGAAGGCAGUAACCUCCACCAGCCUCAGCAUCCUCAUGUCCAUUCGUGUAUAACUUACAAUUUGAAGCCUAUAAUACACAAUGUGUAUACGAUAUUGUCGCAAAUCACUGGUGGUCUGGAGGCUGUGGGCGCUGUCUGGCGUCCGGAGCUCUCAGCGGACCGUUCAGACGAACGAACAUGA